Messenger RNA from Procambarus clarkii (red swamp crayfish), 910 nucleotides. RefSeq names its product CD209 antigen-like protein B. The record is from RefSeq and is a predicted model, not a curated record. Lineage: Eukaryota; Metazoa; Arthropoda; Malacostraca; Decapoda; Cambaridae. Gene Ontology annotation, molecular function: signaling receptor activity.
GCAAGGGACCCACACACACCGGCGCUCCUCCAGUCGAGGGCUCACAUCAUCUCGACGCAUCGUAGUGAAGCACGAGUCACCAUGAUGUCUGUCCGACACGUCGUGGUUGUGUGGUGUCUGGCGUGGGCCGCAGCCUCCGCCACAGAUGAAGCAACUGUUGAAGAAAUGCGGUCAUCGUUGGUGGUGUCGCAGUUGGUCUUGUCCCACCAAUCAGAAGUGCUGCAGAUGCUGGUUAAUGCCACGGGAACAACGCUCCGCCUCUUAAUGAAAGAGAUAUCGUGUCCACCGCCUUACACCAGAGUGCUGGACGAGUGCUUCUUCGUCAGCAAGAAAAAGCUGAGCCACAGUGAUGCUCGUACACACUGUCAGGGGAUGAGGGGCGACCUGGCCACCCCCAGGAACCCCUACGCCCUGGUCUCUUAUGUGUACGACAGAGGAGUAACAUUCGCCUGGCUUGGAGCAACAGACGCAAAUUCCGCGGAGUGGCGUUGGUUUGACGGCCGGCUCAUCUCGGCGGACUUGUGGAUGCGAAAACCCGAUAUGACUGAACCCAGCGGAAAGGACGAUCAAGGGAAGGCUGAAGACUGCUGUGAGAUGUGGGCAGACUAUCAUCCUCCUCUUAACGACGCGGUGUGCAACGACCUAAAGAUAUUUGUGUGUCAGUUUAAUCAAGUGAAAUAAUGGUCAUUUGUGUGACUAGUUCUGUUAUUUUUUUGUAGUCCCAAAAUUGGCUUAAAAAUUGGUUCAGAGUUUAGAAUGUAAACAUUUCUAUUUUGUUUCCAAUCAAUAUUAUGUUUAGAGUUAGAGAAUAACAACGUAGAGCCCUUUAUUUGGGCGUCUACGACUGUGCCGAAACUAGUAACACACUUCCCUGUAUAUCUGGUAUAUAUAUCUGGUAUAUAUAUAUAUA